Molecule: messenger RNA, 540 nt
Organism: Suillus fuscotomentosus
Lineage: Eukaryota; Fungi; Basidiomycota; Agaricomycetes; Boletales; Suillaceae
Exons: 1
Coding region: 1-540 (179 amino acids)
Source: RefSeq, a predicted model, not a curated record
AUGUCCAGUGACAGUACUUCUGUGGCAUCGGCUACAGCCAACGCCGUGGCAGCUUUGGCUCGGCUUAGGGAGGCACUGGCUCUUCCUCCCUCAGUCAGAGUACUGGUCACUGUUGCUCACAAAAUGAUAAAGCUGAGAAAACCAAAAGCAGGAAACGAGAUCGCUUCAUCUUCCUUGCGCCCUAAUGUUCUUGCAUGCAACCGUCUCUGCAGAUGGGUCGCUCCACACUCAGAUAUUUUUCACAACUCAAUUCUUGAAGAACUCCCAUUAGCAGAUGUCUUGAAGCUUUUUGACGUUAUGCUUGUCUCUGUUGAAGUCAAAACACAAGAAAACUACGGCACAGGCUGUUUGCGCUUCCAUCAAUAUUGUGAUUCACACUCGAUACCAGAAAAGAACAGAAUGCCUGCAUCAGACCAUCUUCUUGCAUCUUUUGUCACCUCUUUGGCCAGGAAAGUUGCGGCCACAACAGUGCAGAACUGGCUGGCAGGUCUGCACUUCUGGCACAACCUUCACGGUGCGCCAUGGUUUGGACAUACAUAG